AAAGGACACGAAGAGAACGAACAAGACUUCACUCGAUCAUUUAAAACGUCUAAAACAAUAAGCUACGGAGUUUAAACCGAUCACUUUUUUGUCAUUCUUUACUAAACGUCGCUGUUAUAACAUGGCACUAAAACUGUACAGCUGAUUGGUUGGUACAAGAAUAAGUAAAGUGGUAAAGCGAAGCCAUUUAUUACUGAAAAGCUUCAGCAUUUAUACAACAACAUUUAGUAACUUUAAGCGAUUUCUAGAUCUCUCAUUCAGACCAACCAGCACACCCUCGCAUCCACCCACACAUGCCCACACAUCCACACACACACUGCAUGCAGAGGACAAGGUAUCAGGUGAAAGGGAAGAACUCUACAUUGUUUAAUUGUUAGAGUGAGGUGAAAUAAACACUAACACCCACGCCUCUCCAGCCCCCUUAUGUCUGCCCUGCCUCGCAAGCUUCUCAUUUUCUCUCAAAAUCUCUUCCCUUAAUGUCCACAAAGCCCAGAAAUCUACAAGGACAUGAAACUUUGUCAGCUUGAAGUUAUAGAUGUAUUUAUGUGCAUAAGGUCCUUAGUAUUUUAGGUAAAUGCUGUUUAAACAGUUAUUGGGCCACUAAUUUAAUUAUUCUGAUUAUUAUUUUUGGUCCAACUCAUUUAUAACGUUCCCUAUAACCACUUAUAGACCCCGACUUUACACUAAAGCCUGCAACAUGUGCAGUAGUGAACUAAUAGUAUCUCAUGACCGAAAUGUGUCCUAGCAGCACGCAUGUGUGCAGAAACGCUUGUCAUUUGAGCUCAAAAGUAAUGUUAAUGUGUGACUCGAAGGAAUGCACAUUUCACUUACCCCUGAGUUUGGGGGUGGCAGUAAGCAUUUCCACCCCUCACCCGAUCACCCACAUGAAUUCAUCACCUGUCUCUACUGGGCUUACACAUUAACGACUCGUCACUGUGCAAUACAACAAGAUGCGCGUUGGUGUCAUCCCGGACACACACUUGCGCAUGCACACACACGCGCGCGCGCACUCUUGUUGGAGUAGGAUUACUCUUAGCCAUACGUUGAAUCCCUCCUUCUCUCAGAGCGCAGAAACACGGCCCAGGACAGCUGUUGCGCAUCUGUAGUGCAACGGCACAGCACGUCACGUGACGUCUCUGAGCGCUUCUGCCACCUGAAUCGGGGCGCUAGAAUGAAACUCUGAUUCCGUGCCAGCGCGCGCGCUCUUUCUCCCUCUCUCUCUCUCUCUCCUCCUCCACCUCCCCAAAGGUUUUCUAGCGAGCUCCCGGGACUUCUGUCGCGCUUCCGAGCUCGCGCCUUGCUCCUAAAGUCCUGCCUGCGAAAUGAGCUCCAUCCUCUCCUGCCGAGACGCGCGCUUUGACUGCGCUUACUCCGCCUCCACGGCUCGCGACACUGUUGACGUUUCCACGGCAACGCUCGUCUCCCUCUGGGACACCGGUCGCUUGGACGACGCAGUUUGCCCGCGCGAGCUUCCACAGCUGGUUCCAGCCUAUGGCGCCCUGCAUGACUCCGUCUGGCCCGACCAGUUGUCCCCUCACCUCCAGCGGAACAAGCAGCUUCAGGAUACAUUGAUGCAGAAAGAAGAAGAACUCGCGAGACUCCAGGAGGAGAAUAACAAACUCAAAGAAUUUCUAAACUCAUCAUAUGUGAAGUCACUUGAAGACAAGUCAAAGAGGCUUUUCUCUGUUCAGAGGAGCGCAGACGUGCGUCACAGGAAAAGAGCUCUGCAUGAUGAGAGAGACUUCCUCAAUGUGAGUCGGCUGCUGCAGGGCGGCGAGGGAAAGCGGACGUGCCGUAACCUUUCUCUGGAGUUCUGUUCCGCCGACGAGGUAGCCGCUACGCCCUCGCUGGACUCCUGGGUUCUGGAAACACUUGGACUGCAGGAUGAGGACACCAUCAACACAGACAGCAGCUUUAACAGCCCUACAACAGAGCACACGGCUUCCUUCAGCUCUCCGGCUCCGAGCACCGAGCACUUCAGCCCUGCGCUGCAGGAUAGCACCAUGUUCAGCCCUUACUCAGACAGCCACUGUGAAUACAGCAGUGCCAUCGAGUCGUCAUGUGGUUUCAGUCACAGCAUGGACGAAAGUGCAGACUAUUUGAGUCUUGGUGCAUCAAGGAUGUACACCGUCACAUCUACAGGCUCGCUUCAAGGAAUGGAAUUGCCUAUUGGACACUUCACCCCACCUAAAGCAGCAUCAACUCCUCAGCGUUCGCACGUCUCGAGCUCAGAGAGGCACCGGCGCGAGCUCGGCCACGGCUUCUCUGGACCACCCGGGGACGAGACCGCGCCGUUCUCCACACGCAGCAGAAUGGACUUAGCUUUCAGCAUGUCGCUGAGUCCGCAGAACAGCGUCAAGACCCACACGUUCCCACAAGGACAAGCUUUUACACGCAGAGACUCAGAAGGAGGAUGGAAUUUUACCUGGGUGCCUAAACAGUGUUCUUAAAAUAAAUAUGUUACAGGGAUAUUAUUAAUCUAUUUAAAAUAAAAAUACAGUUGUGGGGAUGAUGGAGACUAAAUAUGAGACAAAAAGAAGCCAUGAAACUGUGAAACAAAUAAUGGGACUGAGUUCUAUACGAUACAGUUCGGUAUUUUUGAAGAAACGUUGGUGUUAUUUGUUCAGUCUGGCUCUGGAGUCAUUUCAAUGAUUAACACAUUGAUUAAUCUUUCGAUCGCCUAUUAGAUGCUUAGAAAAAUAAUCAUUAAUAAACUAUAAUUCAAGUGCGUCGUGUUUCUUAACUUUUCUCAACCUCCCGGAACGCAUUGGAACAACUUUAAAAAAGCGGCGACGUGUGUAAAUGCGUCUAAAUCGCUCGUCUCGCACAUCUGAUAAUAAACACUCUCUCCAAAGUGCUCAGCUCAGCCUCUAUUCUUCUCUUGAUACUCCUAUCUGGAUGUUAACCCCAACCUGUCAUUUCUUCUUUCACACCUGUUUCAGUCUUUCCCUCCUUUCCCUCACUCUUUCCCUCCCACUCUCUUUCUCCCACCUCUAAAAGACAAAAGAAGGAGGGGGGGCAGAGGUUCCAUGUCUCAGGAGAGUCUCCCUCGCUGAUCUGCCCUGUGGGUCUGAGACAGGCCGCAUCUUCCCUGGGGGAGAUCUAAAACGGGAUGCUUCCAGCCUUCUAUCCCUCCCUCGCUCAGCCUGGUGCUACCCACUCUGCCCCCAAGGGGACUGGGAAUGCCAGGGAAAGUUGGGGCGCUGAAGCUAGCUGCUGAGGAACCGGGUGAGUGGUCUGUGUUUAAUGACAUGGUUAAUCCCCCUGCAGAUGCCCACCAGAUUGGAAGGAGAAGAAGAGAGCAGGUUGGGGAACGAGCAAUAAGAGACCGAGAGAAAGAGAAAGAGAGAGAGAGAGAGAGAGAGAGAGAGAGAGAGGGAAGUCUCCAGAUUCGAUGAACCCAGUGGGUUUACAAAAGGGGUCAUAAAGGGGUCAUUAGAUGACUGAUGAAGCUGAAAUUUCCUCUGCUCUCACCGUACUCUCAUAUUGCAGCUCAUUAUGAUGAGAUCAGCAUAUAAUUAUAUGUUCUGUCUCCGGCUGCAAAUGGGAGUCGUAAAGGUCUAAACACAACACCAGCCUUCACAAAGCUCUGCUGAGACUCUGCACAGACUCGAUAACAGGCUAAAAUCUGAUCAAUUGCUUGACCUUAACGUUGAGGAGUGUGUUGUGUCACGAGGUUACAGGCCGAGGAUCGGGAAUGAUUCGAUGCCGCAAGCAUUUCGUUUGUACGUUCAAACCGAACACAAACAAAUCAAUUAGCUGCUGAUUUUGUGAAGCUUAACGUUGUGUUCUUCAUGUUGUGUCCCUUCUGCCUGAGUCUCUGUGGCACUUUGACCAAUAACAACCUUCUCAAGCUUCUGUUCACUCCUCAGUCAACAUUUGUGCCAAAGAGCUCAUUGGAGGACGUGCUGUUGAAUCCUGAAAGCCGAUUGGUCGGAACGUGUCUGGGAUGUUUACUGUAUAUUAAUGUGCUUGUUUUUAUACGUCGUCAAUACAGAAAUAAAGCAAACUCUGUGAUAUUUGGGGCAUUUUGCACUUUUUCAAAAUGACUCAAAUAUUCAGUAGAUUUGUGCAGGGACACGUCGUGUGACAUCAUCUCAACGCUUCCAUUUCACGUGUGUGGAACAUCAUGGAGUUUU
Messenger RNA from Tachysurus fulvidraco (yellow catfish), 4139 nucleotides. It is a transcript of the gene gmnc, whose product is annotated as geminin coiled-coil domain containing. The transcript has 5 exons. NCBI's taxonomy places the organism in Eukaryota, Metazoa, Chordata, Actinopteri, Siluriformes, Bagridae. Gene Ontology annotation, cellular component: nucleus. Bases 1323 to 2450 code for a protein of 375 amino acids. Gene Ontology annotation, biological process: negative regulation of DNA replication; negative regulation of cell cycle. The record is from RefSeq and is a predicted model, not a curated record.